AUGGCUAGUCAAUGGCAUGGUCACGGUAAAAAGCGUAGUAAGAAUUUGUGUCACAUGCAAGAAAAAUCAGGCAGCACCAAUGACACAGAAAAUGUCGGACCUACCAGAAGAUCGAAUAAAACCGACAGAACCACCAUUCACGUAUGUAGGAGUGGACUGCUUUGGGCCAUUCGAAGUAAAACGUGGAAGAUCACUUACCAAACGAUAUGGGGUAAUAUUCACUUGUUUAUCGGUGAGGGCUAUCAUUUCGAGGUAGCGAACACACUCGAUACAAGCUCCUUCAUCAACGCUAUGAGGCGGUUCGUGGCAAGACGAGGAAUGCCUAAGCAAAUGCGCUCUGACGACAGUGGCAAUUUUGUAAGAGAAGAACGGGAAUUACGUGAAGCAAUAGGAAAAUGGAAUCAGCAGCAGAUUCAUAAUUAUUUGUUACAGAGACAAAUAGUCUGGAAAUUCAACCCUCCAACUGUAUCUCAUCAUGGAGGUGUUUGGGAGAGAAAUAUAAGGACCGUCAGGAAGGUGCUAAAGUCUCUGAUAAAAGAACAGCCUUUGGACGAUGAAGGGCUAAUAACGCUUUUGUGCGAAGUUGAGUCCAUAGUGAAUGGUCGUUCCAUCACCAAGGUAUCUGAUGACCCAAAGGAUGCUGAACCAUUGACACCGAAUCACCUUCUGUUGCUACGAGCAGGUUCAAAGGUUCCCCCAGUCCACUUUGUCCGAGAGGACAUGUACAGCAAUAAACGUUGGAGACAAAUCCAGUAUUUAUCAAAUGUUUUCUGGCGGCGUUCGCUCAAAGAAUAUUUGCUAUCCCUUCAACACCGAACCAAGUGGCACAGCAUUAAACCGAACUUGAAGGUUGACGACAUUGUUUUAAUCUUGGACGAAAAUGUUCCUCGUAGUAGUUGGCCAUUAGGUCGUAUCGUGGAAGUGUUCACCAACAGCCGAGAUGGACUACUUAGAUCUGCGAAGGUCAAGACCCAGUCAUCCACAUUUGUGAAACCUAUCACAAAAAUUGUGUCACUGGAAACUUCUGACGACAAUUAA
Molecule: messenger RNA, 1038 nt
Organism: Anneissia japonica
Lineage: Eukaryota; Metazoa; Echinodermata; Crinoidea; Comatulida; Comatulidae
Exons: 1
Coding region: 1-1038 (345 amino acids)
Biological process (GO): DNA integration
Molecular function (GO): nucleic acid binding
Source: RefSeq, a predicted model, not a curated record